AUGGCUGGAAAAACUUUCAAAUCUAUUCAAGAAGAACUUGAACAUUAUAAAACAAGAGCUCUUGAACUUGAAGAAAAUUUAGCGGAAACACAAGCAGCUCUUGAAGAAUUUCAGCAAUCAUCAAAGGAACUCGAGGAAGAACUUGAAAGGGAGCUUGAGCAAUCAGAAAAAAUGUGCCGAGAUUUAAAAACCAAAAAUGAACAAUUAAAGAAUGAAGUUGACGUAUGGAAGCAAAAAUAUUAUCAAUCUAAAUCCGAAUCAAACAUCAAUACCACACAAAUGCAAAGAGAGCUCGAUAGCUUACGAUCUCUUAAAGAAAAAUUUAUGAUUCAAACGAGAGAACUUGAACUCCACAAUGAUGAUUUAGAGCGAACAGAACGAGCUGCUCAAUCAUCUUUGAUGGAUCUGGAAAAUAAAUAUAACAAAGCAAUUGAACGAAAUGUUUUACUCGAGAAUGAACUUGAAGGAAAGAAUCAAUUGAUUGUACAAGUACAAAGAUUAAAGGAUGAAUUACGAGAUGUAAAUAUUGAAAUGGCAAUCUUAAAGAACAAACAAGAUGGAGAAUAUGGACCACCAACAGCAGCUGCAGUCACCACCUAUUCGAGACCAAGUUCAGCAAUGUCUGUCGAUAGUCCUCCACCGUCAAGCCCCACUUUCUCCUCACACGCGCAAUCAAAUCCUGUUAUGAUGGUUCAAGAAAUGGUUGGACGAGUAAAGAGUUUGGAAGCCCGUCUUGUCUCGUGUAGAUCACUUGUAACCCCUCUUUUAGCCCCACCUCCAUCAUAUUCUACAACGAUGCCACUUUGCACAUCUCCACCUUCACCCGUAUUCUCAAAACAUCGAGCAGACAUUCCUUAUCGCUCACCUUCAAAACCGCAUCGACGAUCUUCAGCUCAAAAAAAACAAUUCAUGAUACAUACUCCAAUGUUCACUCCAACACCAUUUCAAGUCUGA
Ambispora leptoticha is the source of this 954-nucleotide messenger RNA. Lineage: Eukaryota; Fungi; Glomeromycota; Glomeromycetes; Archaeosporales; Ambisporaceae. The record is from the annotation of a GenBank genome assembly.